AUGGUUGCUCUAGCGCCUAUUGCGGACAUGGCCUCGGUCCUAUACGUGGAAGAACCCACCAAGAAUGGAAUCGUUCAUUCCAAAGAAAUCCCAGCCGAUCUCGUCGAUCAGGCACCGAUCAAUUCUGCUGGACACGUGGGUCCACGUUCCGAAUCUUUGGAAUAUGAGGUCCAGGGCAUUUCCGCAAACGGCAAUGCCUCUACGACAUAUGAGCAGAUUUCUCGAAAUGGCACCGCCACUCCUACUAUUGAUUCUGAAGCUACCAAAACUCGCAACAUGGCCGUUGAGGUAUUAAAAGUAAUUGAAAGUUAUGGUGUUGACUACGAGAAAAAUGGUGGCUGCUGGAAAGGGCUCGAGUCUUUUGUUUCCACUGUCGUUGAACAGGUCGGGAAGCAGGAACCUAUUCGCAUGAUCCUGCCAGCUUUUCCAUUCAAAUCUCCAAAUGGGCGUGACAAGGUACUCGGUACUUUGCCUGAUUUUGGCGAGGAGUUGGCGCUUGCUCAUCUGAACGGGUUGUGUGAGAACAUCGCUCAGGUAUAUGGACCGGGCGCCAAUGUAUACAUCAGCUCGGAUGGAUUGGUAUACAAUGAUAUUCUUGGUGUCCCAGAUGAGACUGUAUGGGAGUAUGGUGAGGGUUUACGACGAAUGGCCGUGGAGAAAGACUUCCGCCAUGUGAAAUUCAUCCGCCUCUUCGAGCUACUGGAGCAUCCAUGGUUUGUGCACGAAACUCCAGAAGCUGCAAAAGCAUUUUAUCUUUCCCAUGCCUCCUGUCUUCGUCGCGAACUUACGUAUGUCUUCGGCGACCCGACAUUUGAUGCCGAUGUGGCAAUCAAGACCGACAACGAUACCUGUCUCACAUAUCGAGGGUAUAUCAAGUUUUUGACGAAGGAUCUUGCCCAUCAAGGAGAGAAUCUUUCGAUGUCCAAGCGUGCACGAGAGAAACAGAUCUCCCAAACUGCCCGCAAGAUGAUUGUCCGCGGUAAAAUGUUUGCGGCUGCCAUCAAAGCCAACCGUAAGGAUUACGUGCGACUAUCAAUCCACGAAUCAGCCGGUGAAAAAAAACUGUCAGUGUCUCUUAUUCCACAGAAGCGUGGAGCUCUGGGAUUUACACCAUGGCAUGCAUCUGUGGCUGUCGGACUUGACGGAUCAUAUCGAACUACCCAUGCCGAAGAUGUGCGCGAGACGCAUGAUUUGAUCUACAAGAACGGACAGCCAUACUUUUUCCGCGAGAAAUCGGAUCUUUUCAACUGGUCUGCGGAUGGAGUUUCCGUUAAAUUUGAGCAUCUAUACCCGUGCGGUCUUAUCAUUAGCCCUGCCGACAUCGACGGGGUCAACCCCCCACCCUCUAUUCGGGAUAUCCCCAUGCACAAGGUCCGAAAGCUGUCCAACGUAAUGUCCCCUGUGAUUCUUCGUGGCUUUGCAGAGACCCUAGAAGAAGAUCUAUAUGUCAAAGCAGCAUCUGACAUGGGUGUCAUUCUCCCAUGGAGCUUUGGUAUCAUCCAGAAGGUCCGCGACGCUGGACGCUCUGACAAAAUGGGCAACAAUGUCACCUCGAAUGAAGCCAUGCCCAUGCACUUUGACGGCAUGUUUAAGUUCGAGGAUGUGACAGAUCCAGAGACCGGCGAGAUAAAGAAAGUCCAGCAUCCACCUGGUUACCAAUUCUUCACUUGUCCCGCCACAGCACCCAAGGGGAGUGGCUUCACUUUGUUUGCUAGCUCUCGGCUCUUUUUCCGGUAUCUCCCGCUACCAUGGACAGCCGAACGUCUUGAAAAGAUCACUUGGCGCAUGGAUAAUGAUGGAUUCUGGGAUGCGAAGAUGGAAAAUCUUCCUCUUACAGUGAAACACCCUGUCUCCGGUCUACCAUGUAUGCGUUGGCACCAGCCAUGGGACUCCACCAAGACCAAAUUUUCGACGUGUGAAGUGACUAUUGAGAACGACGAUAACAGUUUGGUGCAAGUUAUUGAUCACGGUGUAUAUGACCAUCGUGUCUGUCUUCGCUUCGAGUGGGAAAGAGGUGAUUUGUUGAUCAGCGAUAAUACCGCUAUGUUGCAUACGCGCACUGGAUAUAUCAAUGACUGUGAUCGGGAAUUAUGGCGCAUUCAUUUCGAUUAG
Molecule: messenger RNA, 2112 nt
Organism: Penicillium taxi
Lineage: Eukaryota; Fungi; Ascomycota; Eurotiomycetes; Eurotiales; Aspergillaceae
Gene: xanB
Product: isocyanide synthase xanB
Exons: 2
Coding region: 1-2112 (703 amino acids)
Molecular function (GO): oxidoreductase activity
Source: RefSeq, a predicted model, not a curated record